UGAUGUACCAACCGGUAACGGCUGCUACAGAGUUUAAAUCCGAGCCGCGGUGGCGGCUCCUCGCCGAGCUCCGGGAGCUGGGUGGUGGUGCCCCACUCUCAGAGAGGGUGAUGGAGUGCCCAGUGAUGGAAACUGGCUCACUUUUUACCACAGGGAUUAAGAGACAUGUGAAAGACAAAAGAAUUUCAAAGACUGCUAAGUUGAAUGUUUCUCUUGCUUCAAAAAUCAAAACAAAAAUAAUAAACAAUUCUUCUAUUUUCAAAAUCUCUUUAAAGCACAACAACAGGGCAUUAGCUCAGGCUCUUAGUAGAGAAAAAGAGAAUUCUCGAAGAAUUGCAACUGAAAAAAUGCUAUUGCAAAAAGAAGUAGAGAAACUGAAUUUUGAGAACACAUUUCUUCGCAUGAAGCUAAAUAACUUGAAUAAGAAGCUUUUAGAAAUAGAAGCUCUCAUGAACAAUAAUUUGAUAACUGCAAUUGAAAUGAGCAGUCUUUCUGAGUUCCAUCAGAGUUCCUUUCUACUGUCAGCUAGCAAGAAGAAACGGAUUAGUAAACAGUGCAAGUUGAUGCGUCUUCCAUUUGCAAGGGUUCCAUUAACUUCAAAUGAUGAUGAUGAUGAUGAUGAUGAUGACAAAGAGAAAGCGCAGUGUGACAACAAUAUUAAAUCAAAGACAUCACCUGAUAUUCCCUCUUCGGUAUCAACAAGACAACCUUUAUCAACUCAAUGUAAUUUGGAAGUGUCAUUUCUUAAAGAAAAUAAUCAGAAUGUUUGUGGUUUAGAUGAUUCAGAACAUAUUUCUUCUGUUGUUGAUGUACUUCCCAAAGAAAGCCAUUAUCACUCAGAUCGAAGUUCCAAGAGUUCUCUAAUGAGUGAGAUGAGAAAUGCCUCACCUAUAGGCCACAGAUGGGAACCAUCUCCUAGUAACGUGACUGAAAGAAAGAAGCGUGGGUCAUCUCAGGAGUCAAAUAAUCUUUCUGCAGACAUUCCCUGUGUGACAGAUUUAGAUCAACAACAGAUUUCAAGUCCAGAAUUAAAUACGAAUAAUGAGAUAAAUGAUGAUAUUAACAAAAAGAAUACUACAAUGCAAAGAAAUAAACAGUAUCUUCCUGGCUUAUCUUCUGAGUCUCCUGGUGAACCUAAUGCAGGGUACAUGAAUCAAGUUCAGGAUAAUGAUGACUUUCAAUUGCAGAAAACUGUGUAUGAUGCUGACAUGGAUUUAACUGCUAGUGAAGUAAGCAAAAUUGUGACAGUUUCAACAGGCACUAAAAAUAAAAGUAAUAAAAAAACAAAGGAGCGUGGAACAAAAACUUUCAGAAAAGUGAAAGAUUCAAGCUCUGACAAAAGGAGAGAAAGAACGAAGAGACAAUUUGAAAAUAGUUCAGAUGUGGAUAUUGAGGAAAAGAUUGAAAACGGACCAGAAAGAAGAUCUGUUGUUCUGGGUGACAAAAGGGAUUCAGAAAAUCCAGAUUUUAUUUUCAAUACCAAACAGCUGACUGAGGCUGACAUCCUGGAGAAAAUAACCCUUCAUAAUGACUUUGAACAAGAUGACAGGCAAAAUACACAGUGUAAUAAAAAGAAGAAAAGAAUACAUGUAACAAAUAAGCAAGAGGAAACAUACUUCUUCUCCCAAAGUUCAGAUAAAUUCCAGCAGGAGAGUAAAUUUGAUAUGGGUCAGAAUUCCCUAACUUGUAAUACAAGUAAAGCUUCUAGACAGACAUUUGUGAUUCAUAAAUUAGAAAGAGAUAACUUAUUCCCAAACCAAAAGGAUGAAGUAACCAUUUUUGAAAACCUAGAAGUCACAAAUGAAUUUCAAACAGCCAAUCUUUCCUCUAAAGAUAAUGGAAAUUUAUAUGAUUAUAAGACCCAGAAUAUGUUGGAUUCAAAUGAGUAUAUCACUGAUAUGCGACCUGCUGAGCAAAAUGAAUCAAAAAUAAAUAAGCUUAGGAAGAAAGUAAGUCGGAAGACAGAAAUAAUUUCUGGAAUGAACCAAAUAUAUGAGGAUAAUGAUAAAGAUGUACAUGGCCCAAGAAAAGGUAAUGUUUUCUUACGAACCCAAGAGGAUAAAGAAACUAUCUCUGAAAACCUAGAAGUUGCAAAUGAGUUUCAAAUACCUUAUGUUUUCACCAGAGAUAAUGGUGAUUGUGAGGCCCAGGAUGUAUUGGAUUUGCAAAAACAGAUCACUGAUGUAUACCCUGUUCAGCAAAAUGAAUCAAAAGUUAAUAAGAAACUUAGGCAGAAAGUAAAUCGGAAGACAGAAAUAAUUUCUGAAGUGAAUCAUUUGGAUAACAACAAAAGUGAGCAUUGUCCAGGAAAGGGUAACUCUUUCUUUCUAACCCAAAAGGACAAAGAAAUCAUCCCUGGAAACCUAGAAGACUCAAGUGAGUUUCAAACACCUGCAUUUUCUACCAAAGAUAGUGGAAACCUAUGUGGUUAUCAGACUCAGUAUGUUUUGGGGGUGAAAAAGCAUGUCCCUGAUAGGCAACCUGCUUGUCAGAAUGAUUCAAAAAUAGAUAGGAAGCUUAAACAAAAGGUAUUUCGAAAAACAGAAAUAAUUUCUGAAAUCAAUCAAAUAUAUGAGAAUGAUGACAAAGGUGUGCAUGACCGAGAAAAAGGUAACUUCUUUUCUCCAACCCAAAAAGAUAAAGAAACCGUUUCUGAAAACCUACAAGUCACAAAUGAAUUUCAAACAGCUGAUCUUCCCACCGAAGAUAAUGGAAGUUUAUGUUAUUAUGAGACCCAAAAUAUACUGGAUUCGAAAAGGCAUGUCACUGAUGUACAACCUGCUGAGCAAAAUGAAUCAAAAAUAAAUAAGAAGCUUAGGCAUAAAGUAAAUCGGAAGACAGAAAUAAUUUCUGAAAUGAACCAAAUAUGUGAGAAUAAUGAUAAAGGUAUGGAUGGCCAAGAAAGCUGUACAAGAGAUCUUGAUUUCAAAAUAAGUAAAUCUAAAGAAAGACUUGAAUGUCAAGGCAUUAUCGGUGGAUACUCUAUGGAAAUCAAUAGUAAUGAAAAGGAAAGUUGUGGGCAAAUUUCAGAUCCUUACCAACUAGUUAAAAAAUGUAAGAAAGAAUCAUCAGGCAAGGCAAAGAACAUUUUGACAAAAGGUAAGAACAAAUCUGUUUUGCAGUUAACAGAUUCUUCAGAGAUACCAACCUCCUUAGAAGCUGAUUUAAAACAUAAUACUAGUGAAGCAGAUUCUGAUCCAGGAAACCCAACUGAAAUACAUAAGACUCCAAAGCAAAGAACUACAACUCUGAAUAAAAAAAGAGAGAUCCACUUUGUGGAAGUGAUAAGAGAAGGAGAGUGCCAGGUCAAAAAAGUAAAUAAAAUGACAUCCAAAUCAAAAAAAAGGAAAGCCUCCAUAGAUCCUUCUCCAGAGAGCCAUGAAUUAAUAGUUGACACUAUUCAGGCAAAGUCAGUUGACUCUGAUCAAGCUGAUAAGGAAAACAACGUGGAGAAUGAGAAAAUGGUCAAAAGUAAGCCAGACUUUUACACAAAGAUGUUUAAAUCUUUAUCUCAGAUAUAUUCACCUUACACACAAGAUUAUUCCUUUAACAAUGUUCAGGAAGGUUCAGUACCUUCAAGUAUUUCUUCUAGUAAAAAUCUGAUAAUAAAAGAAAAUUUUGACCUGGAGUGUUCACCAAGCUUUCAAGUAAGUGAUGAUAUGCAUGAGAAGAUGAACAAGACGAAAUUUAAUGUCAACCAGAGAGAACAAAAAUCAGGAAUAGGUGAUAGACCAUUACAGGACUUGACAAAUACCAGGUUUGUUUCAAAUAACACUGCUGAACCUGAAAAUAAGUCAGAAGAUCUAUCGUCAGAGCUGCGAAGCAGAAGAAGAAAGUGUACUCCUCUCCAUUUCAAAGAGCCAAGUCUCAGAGACAAAAUGAGAAGAUGAGGCAAAUUUAUGGAUUCUGGUUUUUCUGAAUUCUCAAAGCAUAAUGAGUCAAAACAGAAACAUAACUAGGAUCAAGAAGAUGAAACUUUUGAUGAAAAGUUUGCUUUUUUUCCUCUUUGGCCUUUUCAUGGAGUGUUGAUUUGUCCAUUCUUAUGUUUAGAUAUAUGUGCAUAAAAUAGCACAUAUAUCUAAAUUUUGUAAUAUUAAACUUUAAAAUCAUUUUGGUCAUUACCUAACAUUUUCCUGGUUAUUUAAGCUUCUUUCUACCUAAUAGCCUUUAACCAAACAAUAGUUAUUAACCUUUUAACCAAAUAAACUGUGUUAAUAAAUA
This is a messenger RNA of Propithecus coquereli (Coquerel's sifaka), 4221 nucleotides long. It is a transcript of the gene SGO2, whose product is annotated as shugoshin-like 2 (S. pombe). The transcript has 9 exons. The record is from RefSeq and is a predicted model, not a curated record. Bases 3 to 3890 code for a protein of 1295 amino acids. Gene Ontology annotation, cellular component: chromosome, centromeric region. Lineage: Eukaryota; Metazoa; Chordata; Mammalia; Primates; Indriidae.